UGGACUCCCACGCAGCCGCAGUCUCCUGCAGUGCUGGUUCUUCACCUCAGUCACGUCAAGACUUCGAAGAGUCCGUGGUCAGAAAAUGUCUGGAAGUGACAGGGAUCCGUGUGUUAAGUUUGUGAAGGCUCAGGGAAACUCUGAACUUUUUUUUUCAGCUUUUGGGUCUAUGAAAGAAUACAUGUCAGAAGAAUAUCUGCAAACUCUUAUAGAAGAAGAGGCAUUGAGUGUAAAAGAAAGUGACAAAUCACUUUACAUCUGUGAACCAUUUAGCGGCAUUGCCUUUGAUCAUCUCCAAAAGCUUGGCUGUAGAAUUGUUGGCCCACAAGUAAUUAUAUUUUGCAUACAGCACCAACGAUGUGUCCCCAAAUCAGAAUAUCCUGUUUACAAUAUGAUUAUGGCAGAUAUAAUUAUUUCUUGUACAAGCCUUGACAAAGGAACAAAGAAAGAAAUUCACAAAUAUGUACAAAUGAUGGGUGGACGAUUUUGCAGAGAUUUGAAUAUGUCAGUAACUCAUCUUAUUGCUGGAGAAGUUGGCAGUAAAAAAUAUUUAGUGGCUGCAAGUCUAGGGAAACCUAUUAUGCUUCCUUCUUGGAUAAAAGAGCUAUGGAAGAAGUCACAAGAGAACUCUAUGACACAGCAUAAAGAUAUAAAUAUGGAAGAUUUUAAAUGUCCUUUAUUUUUUGGCUGUACAAUUUGUGUCAGUGGUUUAUGUACCCUCGAAAGAAGGGCAAUUCAGCAACUCACAUCUGAACAUGGAGGUCAAUAUAUGGGACAUCUGCAAAUGAACAAAUGUACACACCUCAUUGUUCAAGAGCCAAAAGGUCAAAAAUAUGAAUAUGCCAAAAGAUGGAAUGUACAUUGUGUGACCAUUGAGUGGUUUUAUCAUAGUAUUGAAAAGGGCUUCUGUCAAGAUGAAGCUAUGUACAAGACAGAGUCUAUAUCAGAAACAAAGAGUGAGCCGCGUAUUUCAACCACUGCAGGCCAGAACAAUGAAGCUGGUGGUUACACUAAUGAAUCUAUACAUAACUCAGUUGUGAACAACAGCUUGGGGUCUCUGCUUGAGAAUCUACAAAAUCUGGAUAUCAAUGCAUUUCAAGGACCUGUGGAUUUACUAAAUGGCUGUCGGAUAUACCUUUGUGGGUUUCAUGACAAAAAGUUAGAUCAAGAUAAACUGAGAAGACUCAUUAAUUGUAGUGGUGGAGUUUGCUUUAAUCAGCUCAGUGAAGAUGUGACCCAUGUUAUUGUUGGAGAUUAUGAUGAUGAGUUAAAACAGUUUUUGACUAAGUCAACACACAGGCCUCAUGUAGUGGGAGCAAAAUGGUUGCUGGAAAGUUUUAAUAAAGGUUACCUGCUUUCUAAGGAGCAAUACAGCCAGUUGAAUUACCAGCCAGUUGAGAUAUCCAUAUCCGAACAACCAGGAAUGAAAAGGAAUACCAGUUUUCCCAAGAUAGAAUUUGCACAGGCUAAGAAGCAUCAGCAAACUGAUGAGUUAUUCUCUCAAAAUGACAAUGAAGACAUGAUGAUAGAUGAUGAUGAGAUGUCUGGAGCUGGGAUCUUUAAUGAAGCUCCUCAUAUCACUGGACAAGUGGAGAAUCAGUCUUCUUUUGGCCACAACUUAGUGCCUGAGACUCCUACAAUUAUUGAAGGUUUAUUUAGCCAGAAGAAUUUCCUUGUUGUUGGUUUUGGUAAAGAAGAUGAAUCUUUCAUUGUCAAAGCUAUUAAAGAAAAUGGUGGAAAAAUAUUGCCCCUCCAAAGCAGAACUAUUGUCAACUAUGUUGUGGUUCCUUUGCUGGGGUGUGAAGUGGAGUUGGCUGUAGGAGAAGUUGUUACAAAUACAUGGCUAAUUACUUGUAUGGAACAACAAAUUCUUUUUGACCCAGAGUCAAAUCCACUUUUCACGCCAAUACCAGUAUUUAAAGGAAAUUGUACUCCUUUAGAAAACUGUGUUCUUUCAUUUAGCCAAUUUAUUGGAGCUGAGAAAGAUUCAUUGGUAUACUUAGCAAGUCUGCUUGGAGCAAGAGUUCAAGAAUUUUUUGUGGGGAAGAAUGGUGCGAAGAAAAACAUACUUGCCAGUACCCAUCUUAUAGUGAAACAACCAGAUGGUGCUAAAUAUCAGGCUUCACAGAAAUGGGGAUUACCUGCAGUGUCUAUGGCAUGGAUAUUGGAGACUGCUAAACUGGGGAAGAGAGCAGAUGAAUGCAAGUUUCUGGUUGGAAAGCUACCCAAACAAGAGUGAUACUACUUUAAACAAAGAGAAAAAAAAAGACCCUUCACAAGACAGCCCAAGAUGAGCAAUUAUACUUCAUCAAACUUCUACAAUGUUUUUAAUAAAAGUUUCUUCUUUUGAUAACAUAGUUCCAUGAAAGUAAUGAUGAAGCUUGUAUGGCACAAUUUAUGUCAUCCCUUUAUUGCUCAUGGUUUAUACAUGACGUUAUAGCCAAUGCCUUUCUUGUGAUCCUAAUUAAAGUACUUAGUUAUGGUCAACAUCUAUUUCCUAAACUUAGUUGUUUCUAUUUUGCUUUUUUUGAUCCUUCUGGAUUCAUAGGCAGGAAUAUCAGAGAUCCCAAUUUCUAUAAUUGUUUUAGCGUUCUAUGUAGUAGGCUACUAUACAAACACAAUUUUCAGUUUGAUUUUUGGAUAAUAUAGUUACUUGACAAUUGUCCACAUAUAAAUAUUUCUCUCAGUUUACAAUGAUACCUUGUAGCAUUUUUACAAUUCUAUGUAGAAGAGUUAUAAUAGCCUUUUUUUUUCCUUAAAUGCCUUCCUAAACUCAUCUGGAAGGCAGAGAUUACAUUUCUGCCAAAUCUAAUUGUUCUUUAUGUGAUGAAAAUUCCUAGAAACAUUUAUUGACUUCUUGGGGCUUUAUGAUCUACUGUUUAUUGUUAACUGUUGCUAUGGGAGAAUAAGAAAACAUUGAUAUACAAGUAAGCAAAAAAGUGAGAUUUGUAAGUAAAUUUUUGCUGUCAUGUUUGUUUUUAUACCAUACAACCUUGUAGGUUGUUUUCCUUCUCACUUUUGUUCAAGAAUACUUGUUCUUGAUUGAUACUAAGAACUAUCACCUGAAACAAAAUAGUCUCAAGUUUCCAAAAUUAUUGUCGCUACCCACUGCUGCUACUGCAUUCUUGUGAUCUAUGGUUUUUCAGAUAACACAUUCCAUCCUUAUAGUAAGAAUGAAAUUAAUUUCAGUAAGGACCCGUAACAAUGGUCUACAAGAAGCCAGCUGUACCAUUCUACUGGAUUUUAAACUGUAUUCAUAUGUGGACUGAAUAAAGUUUUAUUUUACUUCA
Molecule: messenger RNA, 3290 nt
Organism: Sarcophilus harrisii (Tasmanian devil)
Lineage: Eukaryota; Metazoa; Chordata; Mammalia; Dasyuromorphia; Dasyuridae
Product: DNA topoisomerase 2-binding protein 1-like
Exons: 14
Coding region: 86-2239 (717 amino acids)
Biological process (GO): mitotic DNA replication checkpoint signaling; mitotic G2 DNA damage checkpoint signaling; DNA replication initiation
Source: RefSeq, a predicted model, not a curated record